AUACGGGAGAGAAGCGGUUCGCGUGUCCCGUGUGUAACAAGAGAUUCAUGCGCUCCGACCACCUGUCCAAACACGUCAAGACACACAACGGCAACGGAACCGAUGGCAAAAAGGGCAGUAGUAGUGGUAGUUGUAGUGACUCCGAGAACAGUCAAAGCGAGCCCUCUGUCAACGCGUCCAGCAAUGGGCCGGCAGUCAACUCACAGCCGUUGGGACCCCCGCAGAACAACCCCAAUCACAACCAACACAUGUCUGGACACGAGCCCCAACAACACGACGGAAAAGUUGCCAAACUAUGGACUUAAAGUCAAUCAACACAAUAGACUGAAUUCACAUUAAGCUCAUCCAUACAUUCAUUGAAUACAUUCUCAAUUCUGGACAAUACUCGACCACAAAUUAGUUUGUCAUUUGAUAUCUCACUUAUUGUAUUAUAUUUGAGAGCAAAUGUAAAUUCUGAACUCAUUUGACCAAAUGUUUGGUCACUUUUGAAGCC
Messenger RNA from Oppiella nova, 493 nucleotides. Lineage: Eukaryota; Metazoa; Arthropoda; Arachnida; Sarcoptiformes; Oppiidae. The record is from the annotation of a GenBank genome assembly.